AUGCUUACAUGUCCCCAAAACGGCAAAAGCUCCGAUGCAGCAGGAGAAGUGGUAAAAUUAGGACCUAAAGCAACGCGCUUCGCCAUCGGUCACCGGGUUUCUCCCAUAUUCCACCUCACUCACCUGGUGGCGUCUUUGCAGCCGAGAGACUUUUCCUUCCAGCUAGGCUCGACUCAAGAUAGCGUCUUCCGAGAGUAUGGUGUUUUCAACGAACAAUUCUGUGUGGAGGUCCCCUCCAAUCUAAGUUACCGCGAAGCUGCAUCGCUCCCAUGUGCAGCUGUCACGGCAUGGAAUGCGCUCUACGGCGGCUCCCGCAAACUGAUGCCCGGUGAUAUCGUUUUGACGCAGGGAACCGGGGGUGUCAGUAUUUCUGCCCUGCAGUUCGCCAAGAUGAGCGGUGCCCAAGUCAUCGCAACGACCAGCGCCGCUGAAAAGGCAGAGAGAUUGAGAGCGGAAAGCGCGGAUCAUGUCAUAAACUACGAAGAGGACCCACAAUAG
Molecule: messenger RNA, 498 nt
Organism: Aspergillus affinis
Lineage: Eukaryota; Fungi; Ascomycota; Eurotiomycetes; Eurotiales; Aspergillaceae
Product: putative quinone oxidoreductase
Exons: 1
Coding region: 1-498 (165 amino acids)
Source: RefSeq, a predicted model, not a curated record